CUGUAGUUUACCGCCACAGGACUCCAGUGUGUGGCUUUAGGGAAACACCGUGUAGUUUUCAGCCACAGGACUCCAGUGUGUGGGUUUGGGGAAAGACUGCUCCUGUAGUUUAUGGGGGAUAUGAGGUCAGAGAGCCGCGCCUCCUGAGAAGCAGAAGCAGGAGAACACGGCACUACACUGCAGCCUCUCGACCGGCCAUGGAGUGGCUCUGAAAAACUGAGGGAAAACCAGCUAGAGAUCCGUAAAGCUUUCUCGUUUCGGUGCGAAUCUUCGUUUUAAAUUGGACCUGCUGAAACUAAGCUCCAAGUGAACACUGGUUAACAAAGAAAGCAGCCAUGUCCGGCACCUAUAACGACUCCUUGAUCGACGUCUCCAGUGACAGCUUUUGGGAGAUUGGGAACUAUAAGAGGACCGUAAAACGAGUGGACGAUGGAAACAGGCUGUGUAAUGACCUGAUGAACUGCAUCCACGAGCGAGCCCGCAUCGAAAAGGCAUACGCACAGCAGCUCACGGAGUGGGCCAAGCGCUGGAGACAGCUGAUCGAGAAAGGACCUCAAUACGGGACAGUGGAGCGGGCAUGGUGUGCUCUGAUGACAGAGGCGGAGAAGGUGAGUGACCUUCACAUGGAGGUGAAAGCUGCACUGAUGGCUGAAGACUUUGAAAAGGUGAAGAACUGGCAGAAAGAUGCAUACCACAAGCAGAUGAUCGGUGGCUUCAAGGAAACCAAGGAGGCUGACGACGGCUUUCGAAAAGCUCAGAAACCCUGGGCCAAGAAACUCAAAGAGGUGGAUACGACGAAGAAAGUCUACCACACAGCGUGCAAGGAGGAAAAGCUGGCCACCAGCAGGGAGAACACUAGCAAACUAGAAAGCAACACCAACCCAGAGGCUCAGAAAAAGCUCCAGGACAAAGUAGAGAAGUGCCAACAGGAUGUACAGAAGACUAAGGAGCGCUAUGAGAAGUCUCUGGAGGAGCUGGAUAAGGUGACCCCUCAGUACAUGGAGAACAUGGAGCAGGUGUUUGAACAGUGCCAGCAGUUUGAGGAUAAGAGACUCAGCUUCUUCAAAGAACUCCUUCUGGAAGUCAAGCAGCAUCUUGACCUCUCUACUAAUCACAAAUUCCAGACUGUGUAUCAGAAUUUGGAAGACUCGAUCCAGGCAGCUGAUGCAGAGGAGGAUCUGAAAUGGUUCCGCUCAAACCAUGGCCCAGGCAUGCCUAUGAACUGGCCUCAGUUUGAGAAAGUGGACUUCUCGCGGCCACGCUUCCAUAAGAGAAAGUCCAUCAUAGAGUGGUCCAUAGACCUAAACCGCACACUGAGCCGAAGAGAAAAAAAGAAGCCAAGCGAUGAAGUGACCUUAACGGGCAUCAACCAAACAGGAGACCGACCAGCAAAGACCAAUAACAACAGCUUGGCUGUGCCCAGUAGCACAGAACCAGUGGGCUUAAAUCCAUUUGAUGAUGACGAUGAAGAAGAGGAAGAGGAGGAGGUGCCAGCUGUGCAGCCCAAAAGCAGCCCAGUCAAUGUGAAAAAAGAGGAAGUUAUUUCCAAAACUGCUAGCAGUGUGGAGAAGACGCAGGAUUGGUCAGAUGAGGAAACCGGGAACCCGUUUGGAGCAGACUCUAAUGGAAACGGGAAUCCAUUUGAGGAUGAGCCAAAUUCUCCAGUCAUCUCUGUACCUGUCAGGGCUUUGUAUGAUUAUGAGGGCCAGGAGCAGGAUGAGCUGAGCUUUAAAGCAGGUGAUGAAUUUACUAAAAUUGGAGAGGAGGACGACCAAGGUUGGUGCAAAGGACGCCUGAAAGACGGCACUGUGGGACUCUACCCUGCCAACUAUGUAGAGGACAUUCAGUGAGAGGAGAACAAGCAGGAUGGGCAGAGGAGAUUGAAGAGAAGCUACUCACUGUCUCACCCUAGUGGUGAAGGCUGGACUGAAUGCUGCAGUGUAGUGAAAGAAAGAAAUUCUGCAUUUUCACUCUUGUUCUUUCUUCAUAGGUGUCGCUCUAUUGCGCAGAUGUAGGAGUAGAUACCCCACAUGUCACCAUCUUAUCCAAGAGGUUCUUAGAUCUGCACAAAAGGGCGACUUCCAGCUGGCAUCUGUUCAAAUUUCAUAGCUGCAUAUCUGUUUGUGGAUGCCAGUAAAGUGGUGUUGCGAGGUGUAAUCAGUUUCACACCACAACGCUGUUUCAGCAAUCACAGAAUCUCAUUUUAAAUUGCUGAAUACAAUGUGCUGACAGACCUAGGAUGGAAUUCCUUAGUGCUGAGUGUUUGAUUGACGACAGUUAACUCUGAACAGAUCUGUUUCUUUUGGAUUUAGGGAAAAGGUGGAAAUUAAUUCUUCAAAUUCUAUAUUUAACAAUUUAGAAAGUAUUUUGCAUAUUUAGAAACUUUUGCAUUUAAGGAUUUCAUUGCUGCAAUUGUAUCGCUUAAGGCUAUGAGAGUCUGCUGUGUUUCCAUGCAGAAUUGAGAUGCGAAUUGAGUGUGGCCAUAUGGCCGUAUGGUGGGAUUAUUAUUCCAUGCUCUUAAAAGUAAAGUUGCUUCAAAUAGUUCUCUGAGUGAUGUCAUAGAAGAACCACUUAUAAAAGAACAAUUCAUUAAGAACUAUGGUUGUAAAAGAGGUGUGAGGCGUGCAGACCCUUUUAAAAAGGUCUGUAAAAGGUAUUGUAAAUUGUUGCCAGCUCAAAUGUACCUGCAUUACCUUAGUACAGCUACAGGGGGAGCUCUUCACACUGCAGACUGCUCAUGUGACCUAAUGAGAUUGGAGCUGUAGGAAGGUAGAGGUCUACAGUGAAUGCGCAUACCAAACUACUUCUAAUCCUGGGAAAUUAGUGCUGCCAACCUUUUGAAGACUUUAAACUAAUUUAGUAUCUUGGACAUAUCUGUUGGACAUAACCAACAGUGUUUUUGUCAGUAUUGUACAUCCCUAUCUGUAAUUGUGAUUUUAUUUUUUUAUCCAACCUAAACUAGUGCUUCUGUGAACCAGGUCUUCAAAUGUGGACCAUAAAUACAAAAUCCAUUUUCGAGAACAAAAUACAGGACUGGAAUGUAAUAGAACAACUUAAGCAAAUUAGUUGACCUACUAAGGAUUACAAAGUCCAGGACUGAAUUCAAAUCUGGUUUCAAAUAACUCUGUUGUAUAACAUUCCUCAAAGAACCAUUCAAAGACCCUUUAUUUUAUUUUUAAGAGUGUAGUAAUUUCUCCUAUGCUACACCCAUUAACAGUAAUAUAAGAAUAUGCAAAAUCACAAUCUUAUAACUAAGACUUCCACUGAUGGUAAUCAGGAACUAAGGAGAUUUUAUUUUCCAAAUUUUAGGUUUUAUGAUUUUAACUCGUGUGGAUGAAUGGAAAAUUAUUUUAAAUAGUUAUUCUUGAUUCUUAACUUAUUCUUGAUCUUAACAAGAAUCAAUCAGAAGGCCCAUACUGGUUAUCAGGGAUUAGCUGAUGGCUGAGGACAUUGCCAUAUACAUACAAAGCUUUCUUUGUGCAAUGCCAUAUACAAAUAACUUUUAAUUCAUAAAGAACCGUUUUUAAAAAAGUGUGUAAAAUCACUUUUACAAAACAUUAAGCUUGGUUCAAAAACAUUUAUAUUGACUUUAUACAUGGGUUAAAUCCUAUUGAAGGGUUCUUCUGUUUUCCAAAAAGAUUCUUGAUGGAACCAAAAGGGUUUGUUAUGAUCUCACUCAAAGAGCCUUUUGUAGCCCUUAUUUACAUUUCUUUCCUCCCCUUUUUAUGUGUUUUUGUAGGUGAUCCUAAUGGUGCCACAUUUAGUUUUACUCUUAAAAUCAAAGGUUCUAGAAAGCCUCAAAGAACAGUGCCAUAAAAUAAGUAUAUUUGUUUCCCUUGUGAAGAACCAAGUUUGGAACCUUUGUUUAUAAGAGUGUGUCAUUUGUAAAUUAUCGCUAGUCAAGUUGUAUCGUUUCACACAGUGUAGUAUUGGUUUGAGCUGGCCUUCACUUUGAUUCAAAUUUUAAUGUUUUCAAAUAGUUUUUUUGAGGGGGUUGAGGAGUAUUUCACUUGAAGUUAGCUUUAUUCUUUAGUCUGCACUGGACAGUUCACAUAAUCCACAUGGGAGGGCGAAUUCAUACACUUUUUAGUACAAAAAAACAGAUGCCAGUCUUCAGCCUUUGUGCGUGUAUCUUGCAGUUAACAUAAGAACAAAAUAGGCAUUCAGAUAAUUAAUAAAUAAAUAAAUGAGGUGAUGGUGAUGAGUGCUGCAGUUUUAGAAUUCAGACUGUUAAUUUAUAAAACAAAAUGCCUUAAAUGCUUCACCCUUUGCCCAUGGACAAAUGCUGUGAUUUAUGCUGAUUGAGAACCAGAAUGUAUAGUGAUUGAGCAUUUAUGUGGCGUAUGAAUGUCAUGAAUUUAUUGUUUUUGUUACAUUUGUAUAUAUGAAUUGUAGUUCUUUCUUGCAGAUGGUCAUAUAGUUAUUAUUUAGGCACACAACUAUCAGUACACAGUAGGACACAUUGUUUUUUCUUCAUUCUCUUCUUUCAGAGUUUGCCGGUGGUUAACUCAUCACGGCCUGUUCACGUUCACUGAUGGCAGUUAUAUUGUUAAUGCCAUCUCAGGGGGGACAAAAGCAAACCUUUAAUUGUACCAGAGUUUUGCUGUAACUGGCACAUCUAUUAACUUUGACUUUUAUUUUGUUACAUUAUUGCAGCAGCUGUGCUCACGCAGUGCACUUUGUUCAGUUUGUCACUCUGCAGUUGGCAAAUAAAAAGAUUUCAUCUAA
Messenger RNA from Astyanax mexicanus (Mexican tetra), 4728 nucleotides. RefSeq names its product protein kinase C and casein kinase substrate in neurons 2 (gene pacsin2). Gene Ontology annotation, molecular function: phospholipid binding; protein binding. Gene Ontology annotation, cellular component: plasma membrane; endosome; cytoplasm. Gene Ontology annotation, biological process: actin cytoskeleton organization; regulation of endocytosis; plasma membrane tubulation. The transcript has 12 exons. Lineage: Eukaryota; Metazoa; Chordata; Actinopteri; Characiformes; Acestrorhamphidae. Bases 336 to 1850 code for a protein of 504 amino acids. The record is from RefSeq and is a predicted model, not a curated record.